GUUCUUCUCCACGCGAUUGGCUGAAUCCGCGCAUGCACCCUCUUCAUUGUUCCGUAGCGUCGUAGCAGCUAACACGCCAUAGUGUAGUAGUGCGGGAAUCUGGAGCGGAGCGGCUCUUCUUCAUUCACAGGCUUCUCGAAAUUUCACCUCCCGGCCCUCAUUCUGGAGAGCACCUAAGCUGAAAACACGGCGUUGUUUGUGAGAGAGCGGAGUAGAAGAGAGGGAAAGUGAGCGGAUAGAGCAGUUUUUGUGGUUUUAUCGGCGGUUUUUCUCUGAGAGCGGCGGCAGCAGCGGCAGGCGGGCUGAUGGCGGUCUCUAUCGAGGAUCUUUACCGGAGCUACGGGAUCCUUGCUGAUGCGAAGGACAACCUCAGUCAGGUAAAUGAACCCUAAAUAGUGUUCUUAUUUGAGAGCUGAUGGUUCUGGAAGUUAACCUCUUUAUUUCUGCUCCAUCAUGUGUGAACAUUGUUGUGAUAGCCUCGGCUAAUGUAGCUAAUGUUAGCUAACAUCAGUGACCGGGCUGAUGGUUCUGGCCUCUCCAUACAGACCCCGAUCAGAGGGUCCUCACUGUCCUCUACCAUCAGAUUUACUCUAUUUAGAGCAUUAUACGUGCUCAGAAAACAUCACUUUAACUAUUAAACUGUAGAAAUAUUUAAAUUAUUAUAAAAGGACCACUAAAAUCCCAAUAUUUAGCUCAGUGUGACCUUUAUUUUGAUGUUGUUCUGGACCUAAAACCCGUCUAAUCUAGAACCAGACCUCUGAGACGUCUCAUAUCUGGACUAAAUUAUUGUAAAGAGGCUUCUGUCUGUUUCUGAGACAGUAAAAAAAGGUCAAGUUCUAAGUUUUUACUCGAGCUGGAAUGAUAUGCUUUCUCCCGAUUUGAUUCUUCUCCGAUUUUUUUAUUUUAUUUUUUUAUGCCGAUCCGAUUUAAAUCGCGAUUCUGUGAUAUUGUCGAUUUUCUUGAUUUUUUAAUCUGCAUUUUUAACACCAAUAAUAUCGUGGAAUUAUUACAAUUUCUGUUCGAUGAGCUUUUAAACAGAGUUUCGGAUUUGUGAGACUUUUAUUCUACUCUUUAAAACGCAAAAAAAGUCGACCCAACUUCUUUGUUUUGAUAACAUGACACUGAUCCAGUAAAAUUGUUGUUUUUUUCAGGCGUAGAUACCGAUUUGCAGAACCUUCAUAUUCUAAAGGGCAAAAAGGGUUUUAUUGAUUCUUUUCCUGACUAUACCCCAUAGGGACCAGGUCCUCAUUCAGAACCACAAUACUAUGACUAAGUGCUGGUCUGUCAAGGCUAGAUAUUGGGAUUUUGGUUCACAGUCUGUUUAAGGUCUUUGUAAGGUCUAGACUGUGAAAUCAGUUUUAAAAACCUAAAGCUGUGUUAAAAGAAGUCUGGAGACUCUCUUUGAUACUGAAGUCCAGAUCUGACAAGUCUAGGUUUGCUGGUUUUGGAUGAGGAUCUUGUUCCUAGUCAGAUCUGAUGCUGUAGAGAUAAUUCAAACCUUGACUUAAAUAAAUGUCAGUGAAGCUACAGGAUCGUCUAGUCCUGCAGGUUUUUCUUGUUCUACAAAGACGAUCAAAAUCAUUAUUUCGUUUCUCUGGUUAGAUAGUCGACAUGAGUUUGUGUUAGCUUUAGGUAAAAGAUGUUCUCUGUGUCACUGUUGCCCAUUUAACAGUGAAUUAUUCCAGGUCUUUGUAAAUGGUUAAAAAUCGAGAUCUGUCUCAAUCCAAAUAAAAUUGAUCAGUUGAUUGAUCAAUUGAGUUACCCAGUCUUUAUCAAUGACUGAAAGUUAGUCAUUGAUCAUCCUUUUAGAUAGUGUGUUUUAAUAAACGACAGGGACACAGAAAUACUCCAGUACAGAUCUAUAACGGUAGAGAGUGAUCAACAAACAUAGAUACUGACUGAUGUUGAUCAAUCAGAGUAGUGGGUCUCUGAUUUGGUCAGUGAUCAUUCUCUCCUCAGAUAGGCGGGUUACUGUGUUUGAUAAUGUUCAGGAACAAAGUCACGUUCAGUCUAGACCCUUCUACAAACACCACCAUGAUGUGAAACUCCACUAACAGGAUGUCUCUGUGGCGCGUCUGUCAGAUUUGAACUGAUCUGUUCUUGUUUGUUUUUGUCGUCCUGCAGCACAAAGAUGCAUACCAAGUCAUCUUGGACGGCGUGAAAGGCGGACCGAAAGAGAAGCGUCUGGCGGCACAGUUUAUUCCCAAGUUCUUCAGCAACUUUCCGGAGCUGGCCGAUGCAGCGAUCAACGCUCAGCUUGACCUUUGUGAAGACGAGGACGUGUCUGUGAGUAUUUUCCUGCUCUCGUAGAUCACAUGGGUUCAAAUGGUCAUUUCUGUUUUGUUCCUGAAGUGAUGUUGAGUUUCUUCUGACACAACCGUUUAAUUUAACCACAUGGACUUUCCUCUGAGUAAUCGCGAACUUCUCUUUGUUCAGAUUCGGCGGCAGGCGAUCAAGGAACUCCCGCGGUUUGCAACAGGAGAGAACAUCUUCAGAGUCGCCGAUAUUCUCACCCAGCUCCUGCAGACGGGUAAAAAAAGACCCUUUGAGCUCUAAACUUCACAGAUUUAGAUCUCAUCCUGGGGUCAGAUUCUUCUUCACUGUCGCCCUUUGAAAGUGACAAAUAAUCUCUCGAUAUUUGACAUGAUGAUGAUGCUGGUUUUAAAAAAUCCUCAAAGAGCGGCUUCUCGAGUAAUUCCCAUUGUGUUCUCCAACAGAUGAUACAGCAGAGUUCAACCAAGUGAAUGCAGCUCUUAUUUCUAUCUUCAAGAUCGAUGCUAAAGGUGAGUGAGUGUGAAAUAUGACUGAACAGUCCUUUAACUCUCUUUGUAUUUUCCUCAGUUAAAUUUGGACCAGUGUCCCUACUUUCUUUUCCUAGUUUGCGAACUUCCACUGACACUGACAGAUGUCCUCUCUCUGCUGUGUCCUCCUGUCCAGGUACUCUCGGAGGCCUCUUCUCUCAGAUCCUGCAGGGUGAAGACAUCGUGAGGGAAAGAGCCAUCAAGUUUCUGUCGGGUAAACUGAAGUCUCUCCCAGAGGAGGUCAUGACGAAGGAGGUGGAGGACUAUGUGUUCACCGAGACAAAGAAGGUACGCUCACAUUGAGGUAGUUUAGAUCACGCUGCAUUUCCAGAUCUGAUAGACUAGGACUGUGAUGUUUAAAGAUUGUUGGAGUCUAAAGAUGGGGAAGUAUCUGCUGGAUGUUAAUGACUUUAUAAAAAUUUGUUGAUGCUGUUUCUUCAGGUUCUGGAGGACGUGACGGGGGAGGAGUUUGUGCUGCUGAUGCGCAUGGUGUCAGGCCUGCGGGUGCUGCAGACGGUGAACGGGCGGCAGCAGUUGGUGGAGCUGGUGGUGGAGCAGGCGUUCCUGGAGCAGGCUCUCAACCCAGCCGACCCGGACACUGUCGACCGCCUGCUUCAGUGCACGCGUCAGGCUUUGCCGCUGUUCUCAGUGAGUACGACCCUGAAACAGAGUAAAGACGGUGUUAUACAGGGUUUCUAAACUGUUUACUGUAUGUAUUCAUACCCUACUGUAUAGAAUACCUACUUUUCUAUAUUAGAACUGUGGUAAUAGUCUGGAAAGAAAUAUUUUUCCAUACUUUAAUUUUCAUUUUUCAUACUUUUUAAAACUUGGAAAUUGAUCUGACCUGGUUUUACAAUCUGGGUGUAAAUUAAUCGUGUUUUUUUCUCUCCUUUCCUCUCAGAAAAAUGUCCAUUCCACACGAUUCGUUACGUACUUCUGCGAACACGUCCUGCCAAACCUCAGCGUGUUGACGAGUCCGGUGGCUGAGCUCGACAUUCAGCUGGAGGUGAGUUAAUAUAUCAGUGCUGUCAGUCUACCUUUAGUAAUUCAGAUUAAACCUGUCUCACCUGGAGGCCGGCAGGGGUCACUUUAGGCAUGCAAAGUUUUUUCCUUAGCUGAUGUUCGGGACUUCCAGUGAGGUAAACAAUCCUCGAUCAAUUAAAAAGACGUUUCUGGAACUGAUCGUGCAUUUGAUUCGUUUCAAAAAACUAUUUUGUAUAAAAAUGACCUCACUGAGGAUGUAGACUACAUCUCCCAGGUUGCCUUUCAGCAUGAAACGAUCCUAUCACCUCCUGAGCAGAUUUCUCUUAAAUGUGGGUCAGUCAUCCACAGUUUAAGCAUCAUUGAUGUUAGAUUUAGUUUUCCGCUGUAACAACAAAGCGCUGUGGAAAAAAACCUCUGAUUUCAUCCUGAUCAAAGCCGAGACCCUUGACUGCUCCAGGUUUUUUGUCCAUCCUACAAACCAGUUCCUUUUUUUCACUCUGUAAUUCGGCUCCAAAAGUCGUUCCCGUAUCUAAAUCUUUGGCGUGAUUCAGCACCUCCUGACCAACAUGGCUGCCGGCGUGAGGUCGAUGCUCCGAAUGUCUGACAUUUGGCGAGCGGCUGUAGUAGUAAACAAAGUCAGCGUGGCAGCCACCUGUCAGAGGUGUCAGCCAACGGCACGUUGUUAACGGGUCGUUAGUCUGCACCAUGCAACACUGUUUCUCAUUAGCAAUACACAUUAGACUGUGUGUUUGUGUGUGUGUGUGUGUGUGAGGGGAUCUGCUCAGCUUCCUGUUAAUGUGUGUGCUCUCGUGUUUGUGUGUGUAGGUGCUGAAGCUGUUGGCGGAGAUGAGUCCGUUCUGUGGAGACAUGGAGAAGCUGGAGGCUAAUCUCAACAUGCUGUUCACCAAGCUGCUGGUAAGAGAACCUGAAGUCCUGAGUGACGGAGAGAAACCAGAGAGAGAGAAGACGCCUUUAAAUCCAGACUGACUCUCCACACAGUUUUUUCAGUCCUCUUUUACUCCGAGGUUUCACCGCUGUCCUCAGCAGGUUUCUUACUUCACAUCGUAUCGUUAAACCCAGAAUAUAAGUCUAUAUUCUCUAUUCUCUGAACCUGUUAAAUGUUGUCAGGGAUAGAAAAGUCUAGAUCAGCAGCAGCAGAAGCUCUGUCUGAAAUGCCGACUGAAACUUUCUUCUGGUCGACUGAAACAAGAGACAGACAUCGCCUCUUAAACCUCGACGGCGUUCCCACCUGUUGGUGGAGUCAGCUGUGCCUCGAGUUUCGUGACCUUCAUAUUUUCAAAACUAAUUAGGUGAGAAAAAAACAGAUCAGGCGCUGAGACUCUUCUGCUCGGACUUGAUUUCUGGAGCAGAGGUUGAUUCCAUGUUCCUGUUUCUCUGGGUCAGCAUACAUCUCUUAGUUUGAAUACUGGUGGACUGGUUAUACUGGUGUUUUAGACGCCAACCUUUGUGGAAACUGCGGCUUGUUGACUUUCUUCACUCUCCUGGUCAGAUUUAGUUUAAAGGUUUCGAUCAUUGAAUUCCUUUGGUGGGCUUUCUUCAUCGCCCAAGAUUUGGAGUCAACUUUAAAUCAUGUCUUUAAGUAGAAACAGCUUUAGUAAGACCACCCUGUGACCCAUUUAAUUUUAAUAAUAAAUAGACAGUAUUUCUGCGGUGCUGUCUCCAGUCACUCAAAGUGCUUUUACCCCCAAAUUCCUCGAUUUUCAGCAUCUGCUAAAUCCUACCAGAUGCGUUUGUGAGGCAAAUUGCGUGCGAAUUUUGGACAGCAGGAAUCGCGAGAACUCACAAGAACCCACAAAUUCUCGUGCAAUGGCACGAUAACCAGUUGUCUCUAUAAAGAAGCCUCAUAACCAUAUAAGCAGUAGAUUUUGUCCUUCCAGAGGAGGAAAUCCUGGGGCUGAACCUUGAAGCUACCUCUUAGUCUCAGUUUCCUUCCACAUAGUCGGCAGAGAACUUACUGUUGUUUGAGUUUUCGUCUCUAACUCAGUGUUUGUUGAUGUUUUUGCAGGAGUACAUGCCUCUGCCACCAGAGGAGGUCGAGAACGGAGAGAACCCAGCGAACGAGGAGCCCAAACUGCAGUUCAGCUACGUGGAGUGUCUCCUCUUCGGUUUCCACCAGCUGGGCAAGAAACUGCCGGACUUCCUCAUCGACAAAGUGGACGCAGAGCGCCUCAAAGACUUCAAGAUCAGGUGAGAGGGUCAGUCUGGACGAGCGUUAGAUGAUUUCGCUGACGUACAGAGGUUUAAUUAUAUUUUUUUGUUUGAACAGGUUACAGUACUUUGCCAGAGGACUGCAGGUUUACAUCAGACAGCUGCGAGUCGCACUGCAAGGCAAGACAGGAGACGCUCUGAAGACAGAAGAGGUAACGUCGUUAAAUCAAACUCCAGCACAUGAAGCCACCAGUAAUAGUUUUGUCCUCCUUUAUUUAUUCAAACAUGUAAAAGUCGAACUUGUCUUUUUGUUUUUUUCCCAGAACAAGAUCAAAGUUGUGGCGCUCAAGAUCACAAACAACAUCAACGUCCUCAUCAAGGUGAGCCGCUGAGGUUUUUCUCGUUUUCACAGCUUCUCCGACUUUUCUCCAAACUUUUCUGUUUCGUUUUGAACUGAAUCGUAAAUAAAAAGUUCAAACUCUUGUUUCUCUCUCGUCUCAUGUUUUUGUUUUUGUUCCAGGAUCUCUUCCACAACCCUCCCUCCUUCAAAAGCACAGUCACUCUGUCCUGGAAACCCGUCCAGAAGGCAGAGGCAGUAGCGUAAGUUUGCUCUCUCUUGUUCGCCCUCUCUCUCUCUCUCUCUCUCUCUCUCUCUCUCACUCUGCAGCUGCGUCUCCUUCAGGUUAAUCACCCACCGUUGUCUUUGCGUUUGCAGACCCAAGCGUCCGUCAGGAGAGGAGAUGGGACCUGGCGCCAGCACAAAAAAACAGAUCUCUCCUCAGCACAGGAGGGACGCACGGCAAAUUUACAACCCCCCGAGUGGCAAGUACAGCGCCACCAUCGGCAAUUUUAACUACGGUGAGGAGGAGCACACGGUCACAGCUGAUUUUAUUAUCCUGUAGCAUGCUCAUGUUUGAUUUCUAUCACCCUGACCAUAUUCUGACUUCCCAAAAAGAGGACACAAAGUUAAUUUUGAGAGUUUUUUAGGUCAUCAAGUGUCUUUGACGCACUUCUAACUCAGUAAGUCCAUGCGACACAAACUCAAAACAUACGUACAAAACUGUGGACAUUUAAAGGAUUUCAUAAACUUACCAGGACCGCCCUCAAAAAGAGGACGUGUCUGAGUAAAAGAGGACGCACGGUCACCCCAAACUCAGUCGCAGGAUCAUGUUUAGAAGUUACAGCAGUGACUCUUCAGGGCGUCAGGGUUCUUAGUUUAGAUGUGUGUUUACAUAAACAGGUGAUAUGAAGAUCACAGUGAGAUGAUUGACGAAGGACUGGGCGAUUUGGCAUCAAAAAAGAAAACAAAGUAUUUUGUUAAAUCGUCCGAUCUCGAUUAUUAUCACGAUUUUUUUUUUUAAACUGCCAGUUUUAAAGUAUCUGUACCAAAAACUAAAGAAACUAGAGAUUAGUUCAACAUUUUAUUAACGUACAAAGUAAAUAAUGAAGCAAAUUUAAUUAAAUAAACAUAAAAAAAUAUAUAAAAAAACAUUUUAACUCAUCAGAACAACAAAUGUAGAUAAAUAUUAAAUAAUACAGUGAGCUAGUUUACAGUCCUGAGUGUUUCUUCAGGUAUUCAAGGCCCCAAAUAAACAAAUCUCCCCCUCAGGGAUAAUGAGGACAUCUUAAACUGUAAACAUUAGAUGAUGUAAACAUAGAUGAUAUGAUUGAUUACUUUGGUCUGGUGGCUGCAUCGCUAAUUGUGGCUAAACUGCUAAUACUACUCGUACCGUCAGCAGUAACAGGUAACAGGCUGUUCAAACUCUGCCCACAUUUUCAUGCUUUCUGCAGAAUCAGGAAGAACUUCUUUAAAUGAUUAAACAGAUUUGUUGUGUUUACGGUUUGUGAGGACACUGACCGCUGACAUACCUUACACAUCGGCUUCAUUACUCGACGUCACUUUGAAGAAACCUGAACCAUCGCCACACAACCGACGCUGAAUAACUUCUCAACAAUAACAUCUUCGGAGGAUGACUCAAAGUCACGGCUGACGUCUAUUUUGCUGACCUCAGCUCCACGUUCGGUCAUUCAGUUUACUGCUCAAGACAGGAAAAGCUCGACUCUGAUUGGCUGUCACGCACAUUUCCGGCAUAUUGAUCAAUAAAUCUGCUCAAAGCUGAUCACCGUGAUCGAACUGAAAUUUAUCACGAUCAUAUAACCGCCCAGUCCUACAUUGGCUGAAAUUGUCCGUCCUUUAUUAGUCGGAGAAGUUCCCUGAUUGAUUCCUGCUCUAUAAUCCAGAUCAGGAUCAGGACUUCGCUGAAUCCGGGUUAUUUUACGACACUUACUGUAUAUUCUUGAACUGUGAACUUCCUCGUCCAUCGUCGUCAUCAUCAUCAUCAUCAUCAUCAUCAUCAUCCUCCCAAAUGUUGGUCUGUGUUGCAGCAGGAUUCGCCGUCCUGUGAUGCCGAUAUAAAUGAUGAAUUAUUCGAGUGAAUUUACGAGAUUUCUUCUUUUCGGACUGCAGAGCAGCGCGGCGGGUUCAGGGGAGGCCGAGGACGAGGAUUCGGAGCCCGAGGCAACAGGAGCCGAGGCCGGAUCUACUGAGCCGAACACACACAGUACCUGUUCUCCAUAAACUGCAUCACAUUCAGAUCUUGGACUAUUCGUCACCUCCUCCUCCUCCUCUUCUUCUUCUGUUUUUUUUUUUAAACUGGUCUCCACAUCUGUUCACUUCCUGUCACACACACUCACACACACACCCGGGUUUUUGAUUAGUCCGUUUUGGAGGGCGCUGUGGGUUUCUGCUUCCUGUCUUCAGUCACCAGACUCAGACUUUUUAACAUUGACUCCCCCUCUCAGCCAAGGCAAUAGUUCAAAGAAGGAAAUCUAAGUGUUUUUGUUUUCCUCCCUCUCUUCAUUUUUUAAAAAUAUUAUUAUUGUGUAUUUUUGUGGAACAAAAAGACUGCAAACUUGUCACUGAUGAAUAUUUUUGUCAGAACGUUGUAGGAAAAAGAUAAAGAUCCUUUUGUAUUGCAACAUGUUGAUGAAUGCAUUUCUUUCUACCGUUUUAUUUAAUCUUGUUUUCUUUUUUUAUUAUUAGAGCUUAAGUUGAAUUGGAUGACUAUGCUACUUUGUAUGAAUCAAUGAUGUUGUUUCAUUGGAUUUUUAUCAUAAACUUGUAUGGAAGUAAGAA
This is a messenger RNA of Xyrichtys novacula (pearly razorfish), 9090 nucleotides long. The record is from the annotation of a GenBank genome assembly. NCBI's taxonomy places the organism in Eukaryota, Metazoa, Chordata, Actinopteri, Labriformes, Labridae.